AUGGACAACCGCCAAAUAAUGGAGAUGGACAACCGCCAAAUAAUGGAAAUGGUCAACCACCAAACAACGGUGAUGGACAACCGCCAAAUAAUGGGGAUGGAAAACCACCAAAUAAUGGAAAUGGACAACCGCCAAAUAACGGGGAUGGAAAACCACCAAAUAAUGGAAAUGGACAACCGCCAAACAAUGGUGAUGGGCAACCCGAUGAAAAUAAAAAGAAGAUUGAUACUAAAACAAUUGAACCAACUGCAACUUGUGGUUCUCCUGAUGAUCCUGGGUGCAAACCUCCACCAGGAGUUACUCCAAAAAUCGAAACAGCUGUACAAGAAGAAGUUGAAACUAUGACUCCAACUCCAGAACCAUAUGAUAAUAAUAAAGAUGAUAAAGGUCAUAAGGACGAUGAUCAUAAAGAUAAACAUAAAACAACUCGCUGGACAACGACCACAACAACAGUUACAUUAUAUUUUGCCGGUUAUACAACAACAAUCACAACAAAAAAUGAUAAAGGACAAAUCACAACUUACGCAACAUACAUCCCUCCAUCUACCGUAAUUGUGGUGAAAAAGGUCGCUGCCACUGCAGCUGCGGUUGAGGAUCCAAAUAGUAUCGUUUCGGAUUCAAACAUUAUACAAAAUUUUAAUAGCCAUGGUUUAUGGGGUGUUAUGAUAAGUUUAGCUGUUAUAGCCACAUCUUUAAUUUUUAUGAUCGUCGCGUAA
Messenger RNA from Funneliformis geosporum, 716 nucleotides. NCBI's taxonomy places the organism in Eukaryota, Fungi, Glomeromycota, Glomeromycetes, Glomerales, Glomeraceae. The record is from the annotation of a GenBank genome assembly.